Messenger RNA from Lolium perenne, 1082 nucleotides. RefSeq lists its product as uncharacterized. Gene Ontology annotation, biological process: regulation of DNA-templated transcription. Lineage: Eukaryota; Viridiplantae; Streptophyta; Magnoliopsida; Poales; Poaceae. The record is from RefSeq and is a predicted model, not a curated record. Gene Ontology annotation, molecular function: DNA-binding transcription factor activity; sequence-specific DNA binding.
ACACGGGAAAUCCCGUCAAGGCUAUCUGCACAGGCCCACCGCCGCGCGCCCACCACCACUGCCGAGUACCCUAGCAGGCGGCACACCAGUACGUGCUAGUGCUAGCUAGUCGAUCAUGGCGGCUUCGUUAGGAUUUAACAGCAGCCAUGAAGCAUACUACUACCAAGCUGCUGAUCCCCUCGUAGCAGCAGCAGCAGCAGCACACAGUGCCGCUCCGCUCAGCUUCCCCGAGCUCGGCGCCGUUCGGCCCUCCGACUACUCGCCGGCGCUGUCUCCGGGGUACUUCGCCGCGGCAGGAAGCGAGAUGAGCAGCUUCCCAACGUCGUACUACUACUACAACGGAGCCGGAGCGUACGACGGCGGCGCGGCGAGGGGAGUGAGCGGGCGGUCGCCGGCGGGGAGGAUCGGGUUCCGGACGCGGUCGGAGGUGGAGGUGAUGGACGACGGCUUCCGGUGGAGGAAGUACGGGAAGAAGGCGGUGAAGAGCAGCCCCAACCUGCGGAACUACUACCGGUGCUCCGUCGAGGGGUGCGGGGUGAAGAAGAGGGUGGAGAGGGACCGCGACGACCCGCGGUACGUGAUCACCUCCUACGACGGCGUCCACAACCACCCCACCCCCGGCAGCCACGGCGCGUCGCGGGAGGCGGCGUACUCGGCACCGGCGCCGCCCACCUGGACCUGGAGCGACCUGCACGCGGCGGCGGCUCAUUCGUCCGAGUCUUCGUACUGAACUGAGCUACGGAUGAACGGUAGCAGCCGGUUGGUGCAGAAGCACUUCAGAAGAUGGUGUUAUCUUAUCAGGUAUCUACAUCGACAUAUGUGAUGUGAAGGCUUGAUCCUUCGAGUUCGAUGGAAGAUGAGGAGAACUAGGUGGUGGCUGCGAAGAAACAAUAAAAGUACUGAAGUUGUUUUGCCAGAGUUAUGAAGGUGCUUUUGGUAUUUUAAUUGGGCCGUGCCUCUUGUCAUCUAAAUUCAGUUGGUUGAAGUGCUUUGUAAUGAUCGUGGAUGCUCAGGAUUUGGGGUCUGUAUCUACCAAUAGUCGGUUAGACAGUUAUGUUCUAAGAUAUGUUUGACGUAUUGAA